This is a messenger RNA of Peromyscus maniculatus bairdii (prairie deer mouse), 1077 nucleotides long. RefSeq names its product LLP homolog, long-term synaptic facilitation factor (gene Llph). NCBI's taxonomy places the organism in Eukaryota, Metazoa, Chordata, Mammalia, Rodentia, Cricetidae. Gene Ontology annotation, molecular function: RNA binding. Gene Ontology annotation, biological process: dendrite extension. Gene Ontology annotation, cellular component: nucleolus. The record is from RefSeq and is a predicted model, not a curated record.
CGGCCGGCGGCGGAGGACUGGCCUCGGACCCUGCCUCCGCUGCGGCCCCUGGCCUCGGCCCGGCGGUGCGGGGCUCGGGAGGGCGAGCCUCGGGAUGGUCACGGCGGCGCCAGCUCUCUCCCCCCCCACACCCCGCCACCCCGCCACCCCGCCACCCCGGGGUUGUGGCUGCCCGGCUUGGGAUCGCCCGGUGGGUUGUCCGCCACCCUCCCCACGUGCGGGGCUCCUUAGGCAGCCGGCGAUUGCUGGCGAUCGGAGGCUGCUUCACCGAGCCAUCCCCCGGCGCCCGCAGCCCGCGCUGUCUGCAGCGCCGCGGUCCCCCGGGGGUGGGGGGGGAUCCAGCGGCGAGUAAGGGCCGCUCGACCCUGCAGUCCGCCCAAGGUGACGCUGCUGGCCUCGGGUGGAAACUGCAUUGAGGGAGGGAGGGGUGGCCCAAGAGUCUGAGGUGCUGAGAAGAGCGAGCCUGGAGGAGAGCGGUUUCCAGACGCGCAGCACCGUGAAUGCCGGGGUAGAGCAUGGCUAAAAGCUUACGGAGUAAGUGGAAACGGAAGAUGCGGGCAGAGAAGAGAAAGAAGAACGCCCCACGGGAGCUCAGCAGACUUAAAAGUAUUCUCAGAGUUGACGGUGAUGCUCUGAUGAAAGAUGUCGAAGACAUAGCAACUGUGGUGGUCCCCAAACAGUGCCAGGAGAAAAUGCAGUGUGAGGUGGACAACGACGAAAAGGAUGACACAAAAAUGGAGACUGAGCUGAAGAGAAACAAGAAGACCCUUCUAGACCAGCAUGGACAGUACCCAGUGUGGAUGAACCAGAGGCAGAGGAAAAGACUGAGGGCGAAGAGAGAGAAAAAACGGGGGAAAAGCAGAGCCAAGGCAGCGAAGGGCCUGGCCUGGUAGACCCUCGAGAACUGGAAAGUGGUGGUGCACGUGCCUUUAAUCCCAGCCCGCGGGAGGCAAACAGGCAGAGCUCCGUGAGUUCGAGCACAGCCUGGUCUGCAAAGCAGGUGCCAGGACAGCCUGGACUGUUACACAGAGAAACCUUGUCUCGAAAAAUCACACACCAAAAAAAAAAAAAAGAAAG